Cyclocybe aegerita is the source of this 3729-nucleotide messenger RNA. The record is from the annotation of a GenBank genome assembly. NCBI's taxonomy places the organism in Eukaryota, Fungi, Basidiomycota, Agaricomycetes, Agaricales, Hemipholiotaceae.
AUGGCUACUGUAGACCCGCCCUUGGGUACCAUCGUCACCAUACCCCAAGGGCGCGGCGUCGUUCGCUUCAAAGGUCCUACCUCGUUUAUGACGACAGGCAAAUGGGUCGGCAUCGAACUGUUUGAGAAGACUGGCAAAAAUGACGGCUCGGUGGAUGGUAUCUCGUACUUCAGCUGUGAUAUGGGCUUUGGAGUUUUCGUACGACCAAGUCAAAUCAAGUCUAUACAUGGCUCCGAGCUCGAUGCAGCUCCCUCAAGACCUGCACCUACAACGCGGCCGGCUGCUGGCCACCAACGGACACCGAGCACAUCUGGACUACUACGUGCAAACUCUUUCAAGAGCCCUCCGUCAUCAAACCCUUCUCCUCGCUCCGCAAGCCCCGCUAAACCCAUAUUACCAUCAUCUGCUAGUUCAUCUAAUCUUUCGCGUCGAGCAUCUCUCACAACGAAAGCCCCUUCUUCCUCAUCACCAACGAAAACCAGCCCAAAUUUAGCGCUCCAACCCCGGAAAACCCUAGUAACGCGUCAAUCUCCUCAGGAUUCACCCCCUCACUUAUCGAGGAAUGGCACAAAUUCGCCGGUCAAGACAGCCGUGCAAAGUGCACCAGCACACCCCUUCACCACGCGGACGUCUUCCCCUUUGACUCUCCCUCCAGUCCAAUUUUCUCCUCGUCCAUCCGAUCCCCCAUCUCCUCGUGUGCCAUCUCCACCCCUACCACCGACGGCCCAAAUUCCACACGACGAUGCCGAACUUCAAGAGCUUCGCGCCAAAAUCCGUGUCUUAGAAGCUAAACGCGCAGAUGACUCUCAACGAAUCCGCGAACUCGAAAGCCGCCUCUCCGAAGCCGAGGCCUUCGUCGCCCUUCGUCCUAAAUUUCAAGCCAAACUCUCACAGCUCCAAACUGAUCUCACUGCGACUAGGCGCGAGCUCGCAGACGCACAGCAGUUGAGCCAACUGUCGGAAAGCAGACUCAUCGAUGCGCAAGAGCAGCUGGAGAUGGUCAUGUUGGACAAGGAGGUCGCUGAGGAGAGGGCAGAGUUGGCAGAGGCAGAACUGGAGGACACCAAAGAGAGACUGGCCAUUUUGGAGGUCGAAGUGGAUGUUUUGCGUGAAGAUGGCAAAGAAACAGGAGACAGUCCUGCGAAGGAUUCCCUCGCGUACAUUCAACUUGAGAAGCAAAAUGAACGCCUCAAGGAAGCCCUUAUCAAGCUGCGCGACAUGACCCAGGAAACUGAGCAAGACCAACGCCGUCGGAUUUCCGAGAUGGAGAAGGACAUGGCCGGCGUCGAUGAUCUGCAAGUUUCUUACGAUGAAACCCUCAUCAAACUGGCCAAUGCCGAAACACAGAUCGAAGACCUGAAACUCCAGCUCGACGAUGCUCUUGCAGCCGAAGACAUGCUUGUGCAAUUAACGGAACGCAAUCUCAUGCUUGGAGAGAAAAUCGAGGAAAUGCGAAUCACCAUCGAAGACCUGGAGGCUCUCAAAGAACUCUCGGAUGAGCUGGAGGAGAACCACGUCGAGACUGAGAAGCAACUGCAUGAGGACCUUGAGGCCAAGGAAUCACAGAUCCAGGAAAACCUUCGCAAAAUCGAUGCUCUUGACGAGACAUGCGCGGAUUACGAGAACACAAUUCAGCAAUUCAGAGAAUUGGUGUUGCAACUUCAAACUGAACUCGAGCAACUACGUACUCAAACUCAAACCGCGCAAUCCGAGUCUGCGACAGCGGCAUCACAAGCGGCCAACGUCAUGUCUUUGAACAUGAGGCUCCAAUCGUCUGCCCAGAAGCACCAGGCACGAACCAUCGAUCUGGAGGUCAAGAGCCUGGAGGCGAAAGAGGCGAGAGAGUUACUCAGCAUCAUCCAGCCCUACCUCCCUCAACUCUACGUCGAGUCCGACAGCGAUGCUACCAGCUGUUACCUCUUCUUCCGUCGUCUCGGGUACAAGCUCGACCUUGUUAACAACGUCGUAGCCCAUAUCCACAACCUCCCCGAGGCUCUCAAUGGGGACGUCUCCGAGGUGCUUGUUGGCGUGUGCGAGAUGCGCAGUCGCAUCUCCGGCCUGUCGACGCUCUGCAAGCGUUUCGCGGCGGUCCUCCGCCGGUGCGACGUUGAGACGUUCUUGAACAUGGGCCGGUUGUACCCCGAGAUUGCUCCCCUUGAGAAGAGGGUUGACAUGCAUAUUGAUUUAUUGAGGAGGGAUGAGUUCAGGGAUAUGGAGUGCGUUAGUGAUAUCGUCAAGAUCCAGGCCCAGUUCGACCACCUUGCAGAGGCCUACUUCGACGGGUUUGAAACAGACCUCGCAGAGAGAGAGUUGGGCUACGUUACUGCGUUUGACCAUGAUCUCGACAUGUUUGCUGCGUCGAUCGCUCUGACGCGGACGUCAGUUUCUUCCUUGAUAAAGGAAGAAGACAUCGUCCUAGAAAUGGGUGGCUACGAUAUCGAUCAAGAACUCUUUAACCCACUUAUCGCUCUGCUCAACCGCUGCAAGAGUGCAAAGACAGUGUCGAAGAAAAUGAUCAAGAGGCUCGAAGACCUUGCCCAAGACUCUGCUGCCGUCAAACCACACCUUAUUCCUCAAAUGCAGAAUCUGAGCAAUUACGUUGAAGAACUCGUCAACUUUGGUAUUGCGGUCGCGCAACAAAUCAUGCCUCACCUCCGAGAUGUCCGCUCAUCCAAGACCGCGUUCCAACUGACCACCGUCCUUGCAGUUGUAAAACAGUCUGCUACAUCGACAGUGGCAAAGGACAUGAAGCCAGGAGCGUCACCAUGGGAUGCUAUUGGAGACUCGAUCGGUCAUCUCAUUGAAGAAAGCACCAAACUUGUACAGCCCAUCCUGGGACCAGAGAACGUGCAGAAGAUCACUGGCACAGCCCCUUGGGUUUCUCGUAUCGCUGAGAUCAAAGCUGCUCUCGCCGUCAACGUCGAAGCUGAACGCAAAGUCGCCUCUCUCAACGAUGAGAUGCAAGCGCUCGCUCGAUCCGUCAGGACAAAGGACCAGACUAUCCAAGAGUCGACUGUCAAGAUCGAGCUCAUGGAGCGCAGGCUUGAGGCUGUCAAGAAACAAGCUGAUGCUAUUGUCGAACUCGAGAACGAACUCAUGAAGGCAAGGAAGCAGGAGCGAGCAUACGAGGAGGCCAUGGAGCAGCUCCAGGCCGACUUAGAUACCCUAGAGCAGGAUAAUGCUAAGUUGAAGACAUUAACUGCUGGGCAGGAGAGGCAAGCUGCUGGACCACAAGUCCCUGAGCCCGAGAACGUGCCGAUUGAGGGUAGCCUGGAGACCUCACACCUUCUUGAACAAAUUGAGGCCCUUCGAGGAACAGUACGAUUCCUCCGGAAUGAGAACUCGUACCUCAAAGGGCAUGACCUGCUCCGCGAGAUCGAGGCCCUUCCCCCUCUUCCCCCUCCCGUGCCCCGCACGCCAACUCCUCCGCUCGAUGCGUCAGGAACCUCAGAUUCGGACGAGCCUGCCACACCCCCGACCCUGUUCGCUCUGGAGACAGAGACGAAGAGGCUCUAUCGGGAUAUUAUGAAGUACUCUUCCUCGCCCCGUGUCGUAGACCUCUCCGAGCUCAACGCGAAGCGAGCAGAGGCCAAGGGGGGCAAAGUAUGGAUGCCGAGGAAGAAGACGCCUGCUCACCGAAUUCUGGAAAGGAAGAUGAAUGGCGAACGCCUCACGAGGAGGGUGCACGGGCUGUUGGAGAGAGCGAGUGCAUUGACUGCGAGUUUAUGA